GUGCCCUCACCUAAUAGGUGGUAGCCAAGAACCCAGGAGAAAAUGGGGAGAAAGCAACGAGACACUGGAAAGGGAUUUCAAUUUGCAGCAAACUAAUUACCUCUCAUCAGCAAGAAGACUGGAUGAAAAGAAGAGGCAAUAUGUGAAAAAUUUCCCAAUAAGUCGAGGAAACGUGCAGAACGGACGGGAACCGCCGAAAUUACGCUUUUGCAGUGGAAAACCAAAACAUGGAAGAAGGAAAAAAACAAAAAAAAGACUAUAACCACAGGCUUUCACCCUCCCCCGGACCGCACGAAAAGAGGAUUGAAGCCAAGGAGAGAAACGAAGCAAGUCUCAGUCGACUGCCGUCCAUCGUCGCGACCGCACGUUUCUGCCCAGCACAGAACCACUUGCUGUUCCACGUCUUUUACUGGUGGAUCCUCUCACUCUACCUACGACCUGAGUUUCGAUUGGGGUUGGGGGUGAAUCAAAACAGCACAAAAUCAACGGCAACGACUAAAAUUAAAAGUGUUUUUCUUGCGUGAAAGAAAAUAAAAAUCCAUUUCGAGGAGAAGGGGUGCCAUGUUCUGGACACCAGCUGAUCAUCACCAGCGACAAUCCUAAAACAUUUCAAGAAACGACGAGAUUAUUCUUCAAAAAGGAAUUGUUUUACUCUUAAUCACCAGAGCAAAAGAAAAGAAUUCACUUGACGAGGAUUGGGAUUUCCCAAACCACACAGCCCAAACUCUUUCAUCAACCAGUCCAAUCACCAUGGAUGCUGUCGAUAUCGACACGAUCGACGAUGAGGAUGUCCUCAAACAAAUGUGGCAAGUGACGGAGGAUUUCGCCGAAAAGAGACGCAUCCGCGCUCGCAUGUACAAGUUGCGCGAAAAACGCCUCAAGGAUUUCUACACGUCGGACGAUGUGAUGACGGCUGGCAGCCCCUCGGCCGCUUCGCUUCCGUCGCAAUCGGCCACCUCGUCCUACAAUUACUCGACCAGUAGCGCCACCACCGAAACCAUCACCACCUCCUCCUCGUUGUCUGCCAUGGAAACGGACGAGGCGGACGGAGUCAACGGGCAAAGUCGACAAGUCGAUCAGAAGCGACGCAACGACGCCAACCAGGAAGAAGACGCCGUCAGUGAAAAGAUUCGCCGCAAGAGCAGCGUCCGCACCAAACGCUAUCAAAUGAUUUUGGCCGCGUCCGGCGGAACGCAAGAGUCCAGCCAGACGUCGACGACUAGCAGCAGCAGCAGCAGCAGAAUGGAAACGAGCGAACGGGCCAUGUCACCCGACUCGCUUUCUGGAAGUCAACUGAUUAUGGCGGACGGGCCGGGCCAGAAGAGCCUCAACAUCCGGCCGGAAGAAUCGAAUGUUUCCGUCUCAUCGGAUUCCUCUUACCAGGAAUUGAAGUCGUCAUCGCGUCGUCGUGAGUUCCAAGAAGGCGACAUUUUGACCAUCCAACAAGUGACGGAGACGUGGAGGCGCAUCCGCGAGUCCGGCCAAUCGGCGGCCGUGACUCAACGCGUCACGCUGACGAAGACCACCCGCCAGAGGGUCUCUGACGGGGCCGUUUUGGAGGAGAACGAAGACGAGGUCAUCGACGACAUCGACGAUGAAAAUCGAGGCGACUUUAGCGGAUCGGACGGAAUCACGGCCGUCGACGCGGCUUUGAGGAGGUCGUCCAUCAUCGCCAUAACAAGCACGGACGGCGCCGAGGAAAACGUUUCCGUGUCUAAAAAGAAGUUUGAAACGGGCGACGUUGUCAUCGACGACGCCCUUUCCGAGCCGGACUCGCUCGACAAUUUGGAGAACAACCUGCCGGAGCCGGACGGUGUGGACAAUCACAGCCAAGCGGACAGUUUGGAAAUGACGCAAACGACGUUUACGUCGAUGACGACGCAGCAUCAUCAGUCCCACAGUCUCGUUUGCCUGGAUUCCGACGUUUCCAAUCAUUCGGCCGCUGAAGCCGCUGGAACAGCUGCAAUCGCUGCAGUAAAUAUCGAGGAACAAGUGGAGCAACUGAUCGUCCCCACCACCGAAUCGAAACCAGUUGCCCGAUCGAGCAGCAGCAGCGCCACGAGAUCGAAACGGACGCCGUCUGAAUCGCCGUCGCGUGGCGCCACCUCUGCCUCGCCGGCCAACAAGAAACGCGCCGAUUCAGCCGAACUGCGCAAAAGUACGGCCGCGUCUUCUUCCAGCGGGUCGGGCAGCCGCACGGGAUUGGGCGGAAUCAAUCGCAGCGCCAGCGGGUCUUCCACUAGCGCUGGCAACACGACCAAAUCGAGCAGCAAAACAACUGCGACGGUAACGGCCAGCCUGAAAGGCAGCAGCAGCAUCCCGCGUCUCACCAGCACGCCCAUCUCGGCCCAGAAAGGCAAAAAGACGGGCGCCACUGCAAGCGAAGCGGCGGUCCAGGACGAUUCAGUCACCGAAUUCCUGCAGCUGGAGAAGGAAAUCCAAGGCGAGAAGGUGGUCAAUGAAGAAGCCAAAACGACCGCAGGGAAGCGGCCCGUCAACGCGUCCGGCACCCAUAGACCGACGACUCCAGUGACGAGCCGCAAAGCCGCGGCCGAUCCAGCGUCGACGAGAUCGACUGCGACAUCGAGCCCUCGCGUCCAGCCGUCGUCUUCCUUCUCGUCUGCGGAUAAGAAAGUGGCAACGAAGAAAACGGAAACAACGACGACGAGCGUCAGCAGAUCGUCUUCGUCGGCCGCGUCGGUGAGGAAAGAAUUGGCCAGUCCGUCGUCGAGUAAGCCGACGACGGUGCUCGGCCGGCCGGCCAUGAUCCGCACGGUGGAGACGACCAGGACGAUCACGGUGCGCGAUCGCGACGAGGAUAAGCCGUGGAGGAUGAACUCGAGCAGCAGUUCGAGCACCAGAUCGAACAAAGGCGUUUCGGGCAUCGGCCGUCCGGCCCGCAAGGACCUGCACAACAACGUCAUGAGCGUCGUCGAGAAAUAUGUCGAUUCUGAAGGUUGCGCUCUGCAUGGAUCGCAUCCGCACAUCCAUGACGACGUUGAAGACGUUGAAGACGUUGAAGAUGUUGGUCACGGUCAUUCACCAUCUCCUCCCCCUGCUACUGGUGCUGCUACUGCUACUGCAACAGCUACACCAACUGCAACUGCAACUCAAGUGGUUGAGAAACCGGUCCAGGAGGCAAAGACCAGUGACGAAGGAGAAGAAAACGAACCAGUGGCGCCGCAGACGAACGGUGUGGCAGAAGAGGAUGGGCCGGCGCCAGCUGUCGAGGAGCCGUGCACGGAACAAGUUGUGGCCGAAAGUGCUCGUCGAGAAGAGAACAUGGAACGGCCGAAAAAGUUGUCGGUCAUCACCACGGGUUCGUUGGCGCCGACGGACGGAGGCGCGGAAUCGGCCACGUCGCCGUUGAACAAGAGCGGAAGUCGAUUGUCGGUGGCCAGUCCGGUGCUGGGCAGUCCGUCGGUCGUCAAGAAAGCGCGUUCUCUCUUCCGUUCCGAUUCGAUGGAAGGGCCGGCUGUCGAGUCUGCCAAAGCGGAAGCGGCUCCUCCGCCAGCGGUGCCCACUGGCGGCACGGCCAACAUUUCCAAAAUCCGGUCGUCGUUUGAGAACGCCACGACGACAGCCACGUCGACCAUCAAGCGUGAAAACACGAAACUGUGGGAACCGGCGGCCAACAACCCCCGCAUCCACAAACUCGAACCGCGUCCGCCCAGCGUCGUCGCCGUCGUCAGAGAUGGCCAGCCCGAUUCGUGGAAAUCGCCCGUUCCCAGCCGCAGCAGCUCGGCCGGUUUGUUCACCAAAUCGCGUUCACCAUCGCCGAUCAAGGAUGUCGUGGCCGUGGCGACGGUAGCGCCACCUGGACGCCAAACGACGCCAACGCCUCAGGAAUCUGCUGCACCGCACCGGCGUGAAGGCCAAGUCAUUGAAGACAUUGAAGAUUUGACUUUAUUGGAGAACAUGUUGAACACGGCCACCAAUUACGACGACAGGAGUCGCAUCCGCGCUCACAUGCGCAUCGUCAAGAAGAAACUGGGCCUGGCCGUCUCUUCGCCCAUGCCGACGCGCAAAGCAGCAGCGCCGGCCCCCAAGACGUCCUUCUCUGAACCAGCGGCCAACCGCAACAAGUUGGCCGACGUCAAGAGGAAACCGUCCGAAUCGGCAGCUGAAGCCAAGAACGAACCGGUUCAUCAAAUGAGGACGCCGGCAGCAGUCGAACCGGUGCCAGUCGAACCGGUUUCAGCCGAACCAGUGCCAGCCGAGAGAGCAGCAGCAGCAGCGGAGCUUGCGGUAACGGUCCAGCGAGAUGAGGUGGCCGUGGUGGAAGAAAUGCAAAUGAGUUCGGUCUCGACCACAUCAAUGAUGAUGACGACGAUGACGUCGGAGACGAGCGAGUCGAGCAGCCGCAAGUCGUCGAUGACUCAGCAAGAGCAGACGCAGCAGACGAAAGUGCGCAAAAUCAGCCAACCGUACGACUGCCGGUCGGAGACGAAAGAGUUCGUGCCCCGCGUGGCCGAAGAGCAGCAGACGGUGACGGUGGCUGGACAGGUGAACGGCGACGGUGGCGCCACUCCAGUGUCGUCGUCCGAUCAAGAAGGGUCGUCGGAGACGAGCAGUCCGCGCAUGAGCCGAGCCCCGUGGCGUCGCCAAUCGUCGGAGGCCAACAUGGUCAAGACGCCGACUCAUUUGCCCGAACCGGAAUCCAAUCCGGAGACGCUGGACAUCACGUCCAGUUACGGAACGGGACCCAUGGAUGAAAAUGGACGUCCGCUUUUCGGGUUGGGCGCCCUCCGCCGCCGCCCGACCAAGCCCUUGAACAUCACCGGCGCUGAUGAAGGGCAGCAGAGUCCACAGCCGAUCAUCAUCGAACGGUCGCAAACGUUGACCGAAUUGCAGAAACUGCACGAAUCGCAAACUGUCCAAUCGAAAGGCGAGUUGGAGCCGGUAGAGAAGCCGCGCGCCAAAUUGCGCGACACUUUCACCAACUGGACGGACACGGAGGCGGACGGCGAUCGCGCCGAGCCCAUCAUUAGCGAGCGCAGUCAAGCCCUGAGGGAGAUAAUCCGCAUUCACGAGCAGCAGGUGUCGAGCGCCGAGGCGACGACCGUCGAAGCGCCGCCGCCCUCGCCCACCCGCCCCAAAGCCAAACUGAAGGAUUCGUUUGUGGCGCCGAGCCCCGACUGCGCCGACGAGCCCGACCCGUCGUCGUCCGCCAUCGAGCAGAUGAUUGAGCGCUCCGAGUCGUUCCAGACGAUCGUCAAGCGUCACCAAGAGUUGUCGACGUCGCAGACGCCCACCGGCCCGCAGGCGUCGCCUCCCAUGAAGCGGCCCGGCAUUUUGAAGAAGCCCAAGGACUGGUCGUCUCCGUCGCCGCAAGAGGUCCCCUCUCCCGUCAAAGACGACCAAGCGAUGACGUCGACGUCGACGUCUUGCUCGUUGUUGACUUCGUCCUCGCGCAAGACGUCGGUCGAGGUGUCGUCGGCCGCGACGCUGGACUCUGGUGGGGCGCGCAAAGCCAGCGUCGAGUCGAGCAUCGAGAUCCAACUGAAUCCGGUGCAGAGCUCGUCGAUCGUGGUGACGGAAAUUCCGGCUCCCGCUCUGAUGGAGCGCCGCAGCAGCGGAGCGGCGCCCACUUACAGCACGGUCCAGUACAACAGCGUCCAGGACGUGAAGAUGGACAACCGGCGCGGAUCGACGCACCAACAAUAUCAGCAGCAGCAGCCUCGCAAGUUCUCCAUCGAAGUGGAGCCUUCGCCGACGAUGCACACGUCGAGCGUGACGCUCUCCACGGCGUCGACGGCGUCCAAGGCGCCAGCGCCAGCGCCGAUGAGCAGCCGGGCCGUGCCCGCCGUGGCAUCUGCGCCUUUCGUUUUGUCAGGAGAGACGGCGGGACAUUCCGUCCGCUCCACGUCGACAUUCCAACUGUCUACUUCCGGUCGAAACAGUUCCGUUGUCACGUCUCCGAUAAUGGCAGCGUCGGUUGCCGCAGUGGCUGCACCCGUUCCAACUGGAGACGAUCCGACGCCGUGGCGCAGAAAGUCCAUUCCGAGAGAACCGUCCAUUCCCCGAGACGCUGCUGCUGUGACGUCGACGGCCACUUUUAUUCCAGCUCCAGCCCCAGCUCCAGUUCCAGUUCAGGUGGCCGAGAUUCCGUUGGCACAGCCGCACCAGUCUGUGCCUACGCGAGUCAGCACGGCCAAAAUGUCCAUGCAAGAAACGCUCCCACCAGCUGCAGUUCCAGCUCCAGUUUCGACCUUUGUCAGCUCUUCGCCGCUGACUGUCCGUUCCAAUCGCAUCUCUUCGUCUUCCGUCAGCGGCACCGAGACUUCCAAUUUCCAACGGCACGGCAGCAUCAAUCAGCGCUACCGUCCCAGCCAACCGGAGAACAAUGCGCCGUACGGCUCGGGCGGAGUCAAGCCUUCGCCGGAGCCUCGCGUCAAAACGCUGGCGGCGACGGGCGCGUCGGUGCGCGCCCUGGCGCAAAAAUUCCUGGUGACGGGCGAAGAAAAGAGUCAAGCGCAAGUGAGCAAAUCGUCGGCUUACCCCAAGGCCGGACUCAUUUACCGGUCCAAUAGUUUCCGCUCUCAAAACAAUGCGGACGGCGCUGGUGGAUCCAUUGGCCUGGUCCGCUCUGAAUCGCUUCGCAUCUCACCUGCCCGGAGCCGAGUGUCGAUGGACCGGCAAAGCCAAGAGCGCAACGUGGAUGAGCCGUUUAGCGCCUUGUCUAUGACGCGGAGGGAGAGCAACACGUUGAUGUCGAGCAGCGAACGACGCACUUCUUCAUCUUACAAUCAGUCGACGUCGUCGUCGUUGGUUGUCAAUGGCGGUCAUGACGAGCCGUUGAUGGUGGCGACGCCUGCCGACUCUUUGGCUUCGUCGGCCACGUUCACCACCACCGCCACCACGUCCAAGUCUUUUCUGCAGGAUCGCACGCCAGUCAGAGGGAUGCAGGACAUCAUUGGACGCAUGCGCGCAACCGACGCCGGGUCGGCAGUUGGCAGCAGCGAGGACGAACGGUCGCUGUCUCUGCUCAACAAACUGAUUGGAGCGCAGAUUUUGGUGCAGUGCACGGAACAGGCGGCCACGUCGGCCGGUGUCGCUGGCGGCCAACCGUCGAGACCCGAAGCGUCGCUCCAAUCGUUCAGCUCUUGCACCGAACAGCGAAGCGCCGAUGGAACGAGAUUGAGCCGGACGUCGACCCAGCAACGAACGGGAUCCUCUUUCGAAUCGGGACAAGACGAAGACAGCGGCGCAUCGUGGACCCGUCGUUCUUCCUCGACGGCCAAAUUCCAAACGACCAGCACCGUCCACCAGCCGCAGCAAUUCAACAUCACUGCCACCAUCUCCGAUGAUCACAUCGGAAACGGCGCAGGAGGAAUCGGAAUAGGCACAGGAAUGGCGCAAACUUCUAUUCCGGGCGUAGCUGCUGCUGCUGCUGUUGCUGGAAGCCGGGCGGGUUGCGUGAUUGACGGCAUCGACAUCAACACGUGCACCGACGAUUUCAAGCUCAACGAACUGCUGGAUAAUUGCAACGAUUACGAGACGAGACGCCAAAUCCGCGCCCGCAUCAAGACUUUGCUCAGCGACGUCAAAGUCCACGAUGGCGACUCUUCUUCUUCUUCCCACUCUUCUUCCCACUCUUCCUCUUCUUCUUCUUCUUCUUCUUCUUCUCAUUGCACUGCAAAUUCGUCCAAUGUUUCAUCGGCUGCGCUAUCGGCCGCACCAUCGGCCGCCCACAGUGACGUCAUGGACUGGGUCCGUCGACAAGCGCAAACACACGGAUCGACGACUUCCAACGAAAAUCAUCAAGCACAAGCUGCUCUCGCUGUUGAUGCUCCACCAAUGAAUGAAUUACCUGUCCAUCAUCCGGCGGCCAUUCAAUCGCAAGAAAGCGGCGAACUGUUCGAUUCUGGAACGGAAUCCGGCGAAGAUUCGACGACGCAGUCCAAUCACAGCCAGUCGGAUUUGAAUAGUUUCAUGGCCAAUUUAGCCAAAUUGUCGCUGGAACAACAGCAGCUGCCGCAGACUUGUGUUGCAUCCUCGUCGGCGUCGGCGUCGACGCCAUCCAACGGGCCGGCCGCUGGCGAUUUCCUGCGGCAGGUGGACAGCGUUUUGGACCGACUGAAAACGUCGCUGCAACCCGACGACUUGGCCGAGUUGAACGUCGGUCCGUCCACCGACCACCAAGAGGUUCUCCACCAGCACAUGGCCUCUGGCGGAUUGGACAAGCAGUGGAGGAUCCAUCCGCAGCAGCAAACGGAAUUGAUUGGCCUCAUUGACCGAUUGAAAACGUCUCUGCAUCACCUACAAUCGAGCGACCCGACGCCCGCCCCAAGCUCAUCUGCUUCCGCUUGUUUAUCUCCUUCCGGUACUCUUGCUCCACCGGUUGCCAGCACCGGUUGUACAGUUGCUGCAACGUCACUUCCAACCUCGGCUGCGACAGCGACGACGAUGACGAUGAUCGUGAAACCAGCGGAUGGAAACGGGAAAAUCAAUCCCGAUUCAAAUGACGUCGAGAAAAGGACCAAUCAAAUGUCGGGAACGACAAACACGAUGGUGACGGUGGCCAGUCCAGCCGGUUCCGCUGCGUCGCUGUCCGGCAUCACGUGCGUCAAAUUGCGGGCAAAGACGUUCGCCGCGCCGCCAGCGGAGCGGCCGCUUUCUCGUCCCAACUCGUUCCUGUUGAGCGUGUCGUCGAAGGAGGCGACGACGACGACGGCAUCGUGCGAGCAUCGACAUCACCAGCCGAAUCGGCUGUCGUGGCGCUCCAGUUCGGAGCCCAACACGCCCGUGACGAGUCCCAGUCCGACGCCGACUCCCAGUCCGCUGCCUCCGCCCAAAGUUCACUGGCGAUCGCCCAUGGAUUUCCUGGCGCACAGCACGACCACCACCACUCCGGCGUCGAGCCUCCGCCCCGUCUGGUGUCGCUAUCCCUCCUCUUCCGCCAGCGGCAAUUCAGCGACGGCGGCAACGACAGUGACGCCAGCGCAAGCCAAGAUCAAAGUGUUGGAGAAAUCUGGCAUUCGAGGCCGAUUUGUGCAGCCCGAAUUGAACCCGGCUCCCGUCGUGACGCCGAAAACUCCAGCGUCCGCCGUCCGCUUGCCUUCCUUUUCCUUAAACAAAGUGCAGACGACUGGAUCGCCGCCGUCGGCCUCUCGCCAACACUCUCGACCUCAAACGCCGCAAACGCCGCCUGUGACUACGCCUGUGACUACGCCUGUGACUACGCCAGUGACGCUGGAACAACGGCCUAUGACGAGCCAACAAGAUCCGCUACGUCCAGUCCAACAGAAGGCGCAACGUGUGGCUCAGCAUCACGAGCGUCACGCUGAAAAGAAACAGGAACCGGAACGACCGGUUAGGCAAGAAGAGCAGCCGCAAGAAGAGCAGCCGCAAGAAGAGCAGCCGCAAGAAGCCCAAACAGAAGCCGAGGACACAAGUCGAAGCGUCGGCCGCAAUAAGAGCAGCUCGCACGGACCUUCCAGCGUCCCUUGGAAGGUCAAGUUGGCCAAAAAGAAAGCGGAAAGGUCGCAGACGUCGGCCGCCAUGGAUGGCCAAGUCAGCGUCGAUUUGCGCAAAUCGAUUCGCCUGGCGGCGGCGACGCGCAAGUCGAUGGAAGACGUGCGCCAAAGUGUGGCGCCGUCGCAACCCAACGCCGCAGCGGCCUCGUUCAAAUUGACGUCGCCAUCGGCUGGCGCCUAUCCCCUUUUGAAGCAGAAAUCGAUGGGCGAGUUGUACGCGCCCAGGUUGCCGAAACCGUUCCAGCGAAGCGAGAGCGUCGGUGCGGCCGCCUCGAUGACGGUCACGCCGCUCAACACGCCGCUCGGCACGCCCGAAGCCAAGUCGAGUUUGCUCAAGAAAUUCAACUGGAACAGCAGCCGCAGUUCGUCGGUGGAUCGAGCCGCUUCCGAUUUGUCCUCGGCGCCUCAGACUCCGCUCUCUCCGGAUCUUCCCUCGCCCGUCGUCAUGGCCGCCGGCCUCAAACCGAGCAAGUCCGGCCACAGUUGGGUCCUCUCCAUGAAGACGGCGCACGCCCCAGUUGCUUUUAAAGCUGCCGUGCCAACUCCCCCUGCUGACACUGAGGUUGAAGAGCCAAAUGCGGAAGUUGAAGAAGCCGAAAAGAAGGAAAUGAUUAAGAAGCGCCAUGAUAAAGUGGCCAAUCAAAAGGAAAUGGUUGAAAGCCACCGAGAUGAGGAAAGUGAGCAAGAAGAAGGAGACGAAGUUGUGACGGUGGGCGUUUUGAACUUGGGCUCGAAAGACGAAGCGGCCAAAGUGGCCGAACCGGUCCAACUGGUGGAUGUCCAACGACAGUCGAGCACCGACUUGAAAGCCGAUCCGUCGGCCGGAUUGUUUACACCGGCCGAGACGCUGCAAAUAGCCAUCCACAAGGCGGCCAUUAAGGCGUCGCUGAGUCGCCAAAUGUCGGAGCGCAACGUGGGCGAACCUUCGUCUCCGCUUUUGAUGCCCGAAUCGCCAGUGGACAAAACGGCCAAAGUCAAUGCAGCCGAAGCCAAAUCGAAAACGACUGCGGUGGUGGAGGCGACCAAAGGCCACAGCCAUCCGUUACUCAUUCGGGCCACCACUUCGCCCAAACUGACUGCGCCUUCUUCGCUUUCCAGCCUCAAACCUGUGGCCGUCGUUCCGCCUGCCCAGUCUAGCCCAGUCUACCCAGUUGCAAGUAAAGAAGAAGCUAAUGCGCUGCCGGCCCCGAUCGAUUCGAACGACAACACAAAGUCGCCAGCAGUGAAAUCAGCGCCUCAAGCGGACGAAAGCAGGACGGCCGAGGCGGAUGUGACAAAUGCCGCGAUGCACAGCGAGUUGCAAAAGGCGCAGGAGCAGUACAUCAAAACGGCCAUGGCACCCAUGCCAACCUGGAAGGAGAGGGCCCGUCGUAGCAACACGGUGGCCUUUUCGCCCGGCUGCGGGUCGUCGUGGAGGCCCGUCCAAGCUCCCAGCCGGCUGACCAUCAAGACGGAAAACGACCGCAAAUUUCAGAGCCUCUUCCAGAAGAACGCGGAGCCUUCAACUGGAGGCUUCCAGGCGCGUCCGCUGCCGUCGGAUCCUUCGGCCGGCGGCAUGUGGACCAACAAGUUUGCCAACAUCCGCUCGUCGUUCGAGUCGCGUCCCAAUUCGACGUCGACGACGCCGACGCAGAGUCGCAGCCGCAGGUCCAGCGCCGACGACAAUCAAUGCGUGGCCGUCACUUCGGCCCACAUUCAAUUCCAGGUGAAGCCGCAAUUGCAGAAAGCGGCCGCCCCACCGUCGCCGACGAUUCCCCCCGCAAAGGCCAACCACCGGCCGGACGUGAAACUGGAGCCGGAGACGGAGACGGAGCCAAAGCCAAAGCCAAAGCCGCAGGCGUCACCGACGCCACCGACGCUGAAACUCGAAACAGAAGUGAUGAAGAGCCCCGUCAGAGUGAGGAAGCCGGAAGAGCCGAAACGGGCCAUUGCGACGGUUGCCGUUGUUCCAAAAGUCGAGCCGCUCCAUCUUAGCAGCCGCACGAACGGAUCCAUCCGUAGCUCGUCGGUUGGUGGAACGUCGGUCGGUGGAACGUCAACCCGUCAGCCAUCGCCUCUGGUGACGCCCAAACGGCCGGAAGAGAAGAAAGAUGCUGCCCUCCAGCGCCUUCGGAUGACGGUUGAACCUUGUGUCGCACCGACUGCGGCGUCCGCUCAUCACGGCCAGCCGGGAAAGAUGAGCUCGGCCAGGACGGCCAUUAUUGAUGGCGGUGGCGGCGGCGGCGGCGCAUCAUCCGCAACAGCCGCCACGUUAAUCAAGAGUUCGAGCGGCCGCCGCUUGCGCAACGAGCGCUCGUGUUCCUCGGUUCGCACUCAGUCGAGUCUGCGCAGCGAUUCGAAAGAGGAGGACGACGACGUGGAAGCGGAUCAAGAAGGAGACGACGAGGCUUCGUCUUCGUCCAGCUCGUCAGACGAAGCGGACGAAGUGGAUGAUGGGGGUGAUGGCGUCGUUGUGCCGUCGGUCAAAGUCCAACCGCCCACGCCGGCCUCCACGUCCAACAUUUCCGGCCUCAAGAAUUUGACGAAAAUCCUUCAAAAGUUUUCCGUUGCAGACGAUGCGCCGCGUCACGUGCCCAACUGGCCGCACACUCGUCUGGCCGCCUCUUGCGGCGGCAUUUUGAAGAAAUCCUUUUCCAGCCACCAAAUUCGUUCGACGACCACCCCUCCGGCUCUGGUCGGUGGCCUCCUCCUCAACAACAGCAACGACUUUGGACUGUCGCGCACCAAAAGUUCGUCCGCUUUCGGUCCAUCUGCCGUUCCUCCUCCCAACUCUCUGCCCCUAAAAUUAACGCUGACCGGAUUGAAACCGGAUCAUCUGACAAUCCCCAAUGCGACAGCGUCGCAUUACGUGGAUGCGCCCGGCCCGACCUUGGUCGGCCUAGUGGCCCGCAACGUCAUGUCGUCGGCCCACUCGACGGCGGGCAGCAGCAGCAACAACAGCAUUGCCAGUUCGGCUCUCAAUUACGCGGCGGCCAAUUUGAAAGCGACGGCCUCGCCGUCGGAUCACUCGCCCACCAGUUUGCUGAUGAAGAGCGUCUCCUCCUCGCGCAUCGUCACCGGGGCUAAACAGCAACUGGAGAGACCCAAGAGUCUGAUCAUCAACACGAACGUGAACUCGUUGGCCGCGCCCGACAUAUCGCCGGGAAUGUUGCGUCGCAACCCGUCGCUGGGCACGAAACAGUUCGAAGCGUCUCUGUCGCCCGACAGCGCCGAGAAAAAGCAGCGAGAAAUUUUGCAAUUUUUCGGCACGGCCUCGUCCUCGGCUUCGGCUUCGGGGCCGCCCGUCUCGGCCCCGAUUGCGGCCCCGAUUGCGGCCAAGGAUCGGGGCACGUCGUCGACCAGUGCGAGUCCAAAACCAAACAGUUGCGUCACGAAAACAGCCGCCAGUCGCAGCCGAUCGGUGCUGACGAGCCGCCAGUUUUCAUUGGACAACAACUCUGGUGGCAGUGACGUGGACGAGUUGUUCAAUCAGUUUCUGGCCGACCAAAUUCUCAGUCCGGAAGCAGCCGGCCACCGUUCGGUCCAUUCGAAUGAAAACCCUUUGAGCCAUCAGCCGGUGGCCGACCAGCAGCGCCGCCAGCAUCAGCAGCAGACGAGUCGAAACGCAGUCGACCAUCGGCACUCGAGUGCGCCGGCCAAGAACGAGACCGGCCCCAGCAAAUUCGCCGACCGCCGACGGGCGUGGGAGGCGUCCACCUGCGCCAGCAUCACUUUGCAUUCGAGUUUGAUGAUGAGGCCGUCGGAGAGCAGCAACACAUCAAGUCGUCCGGCUGACGUGAUCCAGCGCAGCAGCAACAACAACGCAUUCGGCUCGUCGACCGUCCAGUCCAAAACUGAAGUGACAAUGACGCGUCAGUCGAAUUUCACUCGAUCCGGUCAACCCGGUCAGUCGGCGUUCAGCAAAUUCCAGCAACUGGAUCAAUCCGUCAAAUCGUCGACGAGUGGUAAUAGCAUUGCAACAGCGACUGGUGGAUUUGGUGGUGUGGCGCUACUCGGUGGCCAGCAAUUCGAAACGAAACCAACCAGCCGGCCAACGACACCGAAUUUCUUGACGGUACCCGCCAGUCCGAGGCCCCGUCUCAACACGGCCGAAAUCAAAGAGAGGAUGCUUAAUUUUUGCAAACGAGCCACCGCAGACUAUCAGGUCAGCUCCUCUUAUCAAUUAAGCCUCCAUCCAUUUACACACACACAGACACACACAGACACAUUUUUCAUUUAGUCCUUGGCCUCCAAUCAUAAUAUGAUGUUUGGAUUUUAAUUCAUUACUCAAAUGUUAAUUCAUCUAUCCAUCCACGUGAUUUUUUAUUUUGAUGGUGGUGGACCCUCAAAACUUUAUAUCUUUUCUUUUCGGCUCUUUUUUUUUUUUCUUCUUCUGACUUUUUAUUUUAUUAUUAUUUUUUUAUCUCUGCGCUAUCAGCUGAUUGUGACGAUAUUUUCCUCCUCCCAAUAUUUCUAAAACAAAAAAGCUUCUUUUUUUCUUAUUUUUCAAAAUUGUACUAUUAUUUUAUUGCGUUUUUUUUUGUGGAAUUUGAUUUAUUAUCUAUUCGUCACCUUUCAUUAGGAACCAAAAACAAAAAAAAAAAAAAAAAUAGAAGAAAAAAGAAAAACAGUUGAUUGAUGGGGUGUGUGUGUGCCAAUACAUUGUCGCAUUGCUUGA
This is a messenger RNA of Daphnia magna, 14136 nucleotides long. Its product is annotated as mucin-5AC. The record is from RefSeq and is a predicted model, not a curated record. Lineage: Eukaryota; Metazoa; Arthropoda; Branchiopoda; Diplostraca; Daphniidae.